GAAGUUACUAAGUAUAUCCUGGAUAUUGUGGUAUACAUGGUUUAAUUACUUAUAGACAUCGAAGAAAAUAUCAAGAAGGUGACAUAUGAAGGUUGCUUUUAUGUAGCUGUGGUAAAUUCACAUUCACCGGCUACUUUGUGUAUUUAACUUAAAUGGAUUAAUUGUAAUAGUAGCUAGACAUCUAGAUUAAUGUGUGGAGAUUAAUGGUAAAUUGCUCCAUACCUGGUCCAAAGGUAAAAAGCAGUUUGAUUAGACUUUAUACCCAAGCACCGGGAAAAUUAAUGUCAGUUUGAAUUAUUUAUGUUUACACAAAAAACGCAGGGAGAGAGAAGUGCUAUUGUUAUAGCGGCCUGUUUAAUGUGUAUUAAAGUUGGCCCAUUUCCGCCAGUCUUUGUUACCUUUAUUUACACCUGUAUACGGCUUAGCAGACAGAUUAUUGAUAAGUCUUUUAAUGCAACAGAGAAGCGAUGGUUCUAAGGACUUUUAAGACUAUGACGUGACUUUAUGUAGGUAAUGGUGUAUGUAUAUGCAAGGUACUCAUACUGACCAGACGUCUAAGAAUUGAAUCUAGCAACAUGGAACUGGUCAACCCAUAUGCAACCAGAGAGGAAGCAGUAAGCGCUCUACAGCACUGCGUAACGAGGGGAUUUUCGGAUGUCAUCGACCCCAUCUUAAAGACUCAUUUUAAAACAUCAAAGCUUUCCGAUGUAACCAACCAGUGUGUAGAACUUUUGACAUGUGUUGCGAAGUCGGGCUCGCUGGAUGUGUUGCAGAGACUGCUUGGUCACGUGGAUCCGGAGUUCUUGGAAACGGUGUAUUCUCAUCGAACACUCGCAACAAAACUACUCACUGUGGCUGUCACCAACGGGAACUAUUCAGUGUGUGGGGCGCUCGUAGCAAGAGGCGGAGACCCCAAUGGACAUAUUAAUGGUACGACAUUGUUACAUACGGCAGUAUCUCAGGGACAUGAAAAAGUACUGGAAGCUUUGGUGGAGGGUGGAGCUGAUCUUACACUGAAAGACAGAAGGGGAGAAAAUUUGAUUUCUUCUGUCAUAAUGUCAAAUAUCAAAAACAAGGUUAAUUUGGUGAGUCGGUUGGUUUCUGGAGGGGUAGAUCCAAAGAGCGCGGGUGACAACGGCAAACAGCUAAUACACGUAGCUGCCGCUCAUUCAGCAGACGUCAUUUCACGUCUGGUGGAGCUGGACUGUGACGUCAACCAACCGGAUGUUGUCCACAGCGACACGCCACUACAUAUUGCCUGCUGUCGCUGCAAUGAAAAAAGUAUUGAAACUCUGAUUAAAAUCGGAGCUAAAUUCAAUUUAACUAACAACGAAGGAGAGACACCUCUGGCCAAAUUAUUAAAGUUUGCCACAAAUACGGUUGAUUUUCAUUCAAAGUUAAGGAUGAAGUUAGCAAGACAGUUAAUAAAAUAUGGUUUUGUGUGUAAACAGAAAAAUUCUGAAAGAACCAAUAAGCGAAAAAUUGGACGAGACAAGGUGAUAGAACUUUAUCAACGACUGCAAAAGGAACCCAGGGAAGUUUCCAGUCUUCAGCAUCUCUCAAGACUUGUGAUCAGCGCCAAUCUUCAGCCAAAGACAUUGAGAAAGGCGGUGUUCUCUUUAGAUAUUCCUCAUCAUCUCAAAGACUACCUCAUGUUUCCCGAUUUCAGAUUUUCUUAAUCUCGUUUUGAACAAUUUACAUAAAUAUUAGUGGUCGAUUUUGGUGCUUUUAGAAACGUUUUGAUGCUAUGUGAUAGAAUUGAUCUCAUUAAUUUUUAAGGUAUUAAAUUUUGUCGUUGUUUACAAUGUUGUUUCUUUGUUUAACCCACAUGAAUCAUUAAAGAAAGCCUUUUAUUGUUUAUAUCAAUAUUUGUCGUUUGGUUAAUAAAUAAAUUGAUAAUGAACAGUAAGCAAAAUUCACUAAAUAGCUGUUUAUGUACAUAAGUAUGUUAGCUAAAUGCCAAAUCGUCUCCUGUAAGGCUUUGAGUCUGACAUCGCAAUGCUUAUUUCGCUCAGUCUGUGACUUUUUCUUAAGUCGCUGUAGGUUUCGAUCAAGAAGGCGUGCCAAUUUCGGUCUUGUCAGUUUCAGCCGCAGUAGAUUUCGACCAAUCGAAAAACGGGGCGUGUAGAUUUCAGUCUUGCUGUUUCUAUAUACCUAUAUCUAAAUGUUUACAUCCAAUACAUACUUUCUCCUCUAUUGCUUGUGAAUAGUUAUUGCAGACGCAGUUUGUACAGAAGCUGACAAUAUCGAAAUCUACACGAUCCAGUUCUAACCAGUAAAAAACCACAUGUCUAAAUUU
Magallana angulata is the source of this 2299-nucleotide messenger RNA. RefSeq names its product ankyrin repeat and SOCS box protein 8-like. The coding region runs from base 576 to 1679 and encodes 367 amino acids. The transcript is spliced from 3 exons. Gene Ontology annotation, molecular function: protein binding. Gene Ontology annotation, cellular component: ciliary inversin compartment. Gene Ontology annotation, biological process: protein localization to ciliary inversin compartment; intracellular signal transduction. NCBI's taxonomy places the organism in Eukaryota, Metazoa, Mollusca, Bivalvia, Ostreida, Ostreidae. The record is from RefSeq and is a predicted model, not a curated record.